Herpailurus yagouaroundi (jaguarundi) is the source of this 1191-nucleotide messenger RNA. RefSeq names its product interleukin 26 (gene IL26). Bases 329 to 844 code for a protein of 171 amino acids. The record is from RefSeq and is a predicted model, not a curated record. Lineage: Eukaryota; Metazoa; Chordata; Mammalia; Carnivora; Felidae. The transcript has 6 exons.
UGAGGACACAGUGAGAGGCUGGCUGUUUGCAACCCAGAAGAGAGGCUUCACCAGACUGUGACCACGCGGACAUGUUGAUCUGGGACUUCCCGGCCUUCACGUCGUGCCACAGAUAGUGCGGUCAAAGCUUUUUUCGGUUAUGAAGCAAGCUCUAAAAAAAAAUAGAACAGCCGGAGUGAUCUUCCUCUCUGUAAACUGUAAGUUAUCUACCACAGGAUCUCAUUGAAGAGGUGGCCUUGAGGGCUUAAGUAAGUAGGUUAUCCGAUCAUCGAACCAGCGCAAGAAACUGUCUGGCGAGCGACAGGUGCCCAGAGUGGGGUGGAGGGAGAUGCAGGCGAAUUGCAUUUUGAGGUCUGGGUUGCUGUUUGCCACUCUGUCUCUUGUCAUCGCCAAGCACAAGCAAUCUUCCUCUGCGAAAGGUUGUUACCCAAGGGGCACACUGUCCCAAGCUGUUGACAGACUCUACGUCAAGGCGGCAUGGCUCAAAGCAACAAUUCCAGAAGACCGCAUUAAAAAUAUACGAUUAUUAAAAAAGAAAACAAAAAAGCUAUUUAUGAAAAACUGCAGAUUCCAAGAACAGCUUCUGUCCUUCUUCAUGGACGAUGUUUUUGGUCAACUCCAAUUACAAGUCUGCAAGGAAAGACACUUUGUGGAAGAAUUUCAUAGCCUUAGGCAGCAAUUGAGCCGCUGUAUUUCAUGUGCUUCAUCAGCUAGAGAGAUGAAAACGAUCACCAGGAUGAAAAGAACAUUUUAUGGGAUUGGAAACAAAGGAAUCUACAAAGCUGUCAGUGAACUGGAUAUUCUUCUUUCCUGGAUUAAACAAUUCCUGGAAAGCAUUAAGUAAUGCAAGAAGCCAAGUGCAUGGAUUUGAUUGUUAUUUUGGAAUAUAAUGAGAACCACUGGAAAUAAAUUUAUAAGACUGUAUUGCUUUUAAAAAACUUUUGUACAUGGUACUGAUACCAAGUUAGAUGGCUAGGUAAAUUUAACAUGAUAAAGUUUUGGAGAUCCAUAAAUGAUCUCUAAUAUGUACAUUUUCUAUAUUUUCAAAGAAUACUUUCAUCCUGAACAUGUUUUAUUAUCCCCAAGUACACUUAAUUUAAAGCUGCAUAAUCAGAAUUAACUCAUGUAAUAUUUGUGGAGGAAAAGUGACAGCUUUCUGGAAUACGAUAUAAUGUUAUCGAGACUUCCAUA